This is a messenger RNA of Folsomia candida, 933 nucleotides long. RefSeq names its product putative nuclease HARBI1. The coding region runs from base 1 to 933 and encodes 310 amino acids. NCBI's taxonomy places the organism in Eukaryota, Metazoa, Arthropoda, Collembola, Entomobryomorpha, Isotomidae. The transcript has 3 exons. The record is from RefSeq and is a predicted model, not a curated record.
AUGUCACUUUCACGACUGGUAAAUUUUGAUUAUCGUCGUGAACGUCAAAUUCGGGUUGCAAAAAUCCCUCUGACCAGACUGCAAGAUCGACACAAUCCUUUGGAGUGGUUCAAUGCCGUCGAAUUCAAAAUACGGUAUCAUAUGUACAAAGAAACUGCAAUUUUUGUUACGGACCUCAUCAGCCAAGACUUAUCUUGCCGGGUGCCAAGAGGUGUACAUAUUCCUCCGAUCAUUCAGUUCUUGACCGUCCUUCGCUUUUUUGCCACGGGGAACUUUCAAACCGACAAUGCAGACUUGCACCAGAUGUCACAACCAACAAUCUCAAAUUUAGUGAAACGGGUUUCAAAAGCAAUUGCUAAAUUUCGUAGUCGCUUUAUCCAAUUUCUAAACUUCCAAGAGGCUGAUAAAGUGCAACAGGAAUUUUAUAAAAUUGCUGGAUUUCCUGGAGUAAUUGGGAGCAUUGACUGCACGCAUAUACAUAUUAUUUCACCUGGAGGAAAUGACGCUGAGCUGUUCAGAAAUAGGAAGGGGCGCUUUUCAAUUAAUGUGCAAGCGACUUGUGACGCCUCGCUGUGCUUCACAAACGUGGUCGCUCGCUGGUAUGAGAGUGCCCACGAUUCACGGAUUUUCGAGAAUUCCCUGCUUUUUGACGAUUCGCAGGAUGGGCGAGUUCCAGGUUUGUUGGUCGGAGAUGGGGGAUAUCCUCUGCUACCUUUCCUUCUGACCCCGUUUGAACCGCCACGGACGCCGUCAGAACAGCGAUAUAAUUAUGCUCAAAUUCGAACACGCAACACCAUUGAACGGGCAUUUGGAAUUGUGAAGCGGCGCUUCCCUUGCUUGAAGAAAUUGCGCAUAAAAUUGAAGACCAGCUUAGUUGUUAUCGUGGCUGUGUCGAUUCUUCACAACAUAUGCCGGUAUUACAUUAAUAUAUAA